AUGCUCAUCUUAAGAACUCUUUCAGAUGAAGUUAUUCCUAAGGCUCAUUCAGAAACCGUGUCUCCAACAAUGUGUGACGGUGGUGGAAACCUUGUCGAGGGACCUAUGCUUUCUUCUAUCUUGACUGAGGCAGAAAUAGAGGCUUCCCGUCAAAGGAGGGAACAUGACAGUCACUUUGUCAAAACAUACCGGAAAGUGUCUGGUCAUGACCCUGGUGAUGGUGAAUUUUUUUGUCAUACAGAGUGUAAGGGACGACAUGAUAUUGUGUCUUGGGUCAAUCCAGGUGACCAUCAUAGAGCUGAUGAAAUGGAUGAUAAGUGA
Vicia faba (fava bean) is the source of this 321-nucleotide messenger RNA. The record is from the annotation of a GenBank genome assembly. Lineage: Eukaryota; Viridiplantae; Streptophyta; Magnoliopsida; Fabales; Fabaceae.